Messenger RNA from Ricinus communis (castor bean), 1736 nucleotides. RefSeq lists its product as uncharacterized. The record is from RefSeq and is a predicted model, not a curated record. The coding region runs from base 453 to 1385 and encodes 310 amino acids. Lineage: Eukaryota; Viridiplantae; Streptophyta; Magnoliopsida; Malpighiales; Euphorbiaceae. Gene Ontology annotation, molecular function: phosphoglycerate dehydrogenase activity. The transcript is spliced from 3 exons.
AAACCUCCUCAUCGACAGCUGAGAUUGCAGUAUACUAAUUAAAAUUACAAAAAUUGUCCCUUAGAGAGACAGCUGCCGUUAAAAAGGUCAUCACCAUCCAGGUCUCAUCACUUGCCCAAUUUUCUUUCUCUCUGUCUCGGGUUUUCGAAUUAUCUCCACCUCUAUAAUAGUGAUAUAUAUGUGUAUUAGUGGGUCAGAGAUUUUUGUUGUAGACCAAAAGGUCUAUUGCUCUAAUCCGUUGGAGCCACGAAAGUGCCUUUGGAUGAUCAAUAAACCAAUUCCUAUGGCUUGAAAGCGAUUUCAUAAGUCGGCUAUUUGCUAAACUACAUACUGUAUAAUUAGACUAGUGGGUCCCCUCGCUCUCCAACUAUGGAUACAAGACUUUUGUGAUGCUACCAAUCCAAUUCAGUUUGGAGGAUUUCAGUGAGGAUUAAGCUCCCUGGAUCAUCAUCAUGGAGGGUUCUUAUGAAGCAUCAACCAAUGGUGAAACAGCAAAUUCCAAUCUUCAGAUUAUUAGAUAUUCUCCAUUCCAACCCUGCGCCAAAUUCUCUUCACCCUGGUUUGAUUUGAGAGUGUUUUAUGUUAGAAUAAGUAAUUUCACAGUUGAUGCUUCAACUCCGGAAUGUCUCACUGUCAAUCAUAUCCCUCUGAGCCCUCAUACCCUUUUGGAAAUCAAUGGUGUUAGAAGUAGCAUGUAUUCUGAUGGUGUUUCUUCUCUCCUUAGAAGGGAUCGAGUUGACAAGAAAUCUGAAGAAGCUACAUUCGUCAGUACAGAUAGUAUUAGAACCACAGGAAGUGUGAAAUUUGAAGUUUUUGACUCAGAUGAUCUUGUUUUAUCCGGGGUCUUGGAGAUGUCUAGUAGUAAUGGUUUUAUCGGGGAGUUGAAAAGCAAUGGGAAGAGAUGGAGUAUGAAUUGUGAAUCAGAGAUCACAGCUGGUACUGGCUUUUUGAAAGGGAAACACAUUGCUGGUACUGAAUUGCCAACCAUUGAGGUUUAUGUUACAGGUUGCUUCUCUGGAACCCCUAUCAUAUUAACUAAGACUUUGCAACUUAGUUAUCGCAAAAAGCAUAUUAGGAAGGGCAUGUUGGAUGCAAUUCCGGAGUAUGAGACCACCGAAUCCCAGAAAAAUGUUUCACGUGAACAUGACCUGCAGGUAGCAGAGUACAGAAGUUACGAAGCAGAAAAUGAAGAAGAGUAUAAUAACAUGUACUGGAGGACGGAAUAUAUGGAUGGUGAAGACGGAGAGCUGUCAUGGUUUAAUGCGGGUGUAAGGGUUGGCGUGGGGAUUGGGCUUGGAAUUUGUCUUGGAAUCGGUAUAGGAGUAGGUUUGCUGGUUCGGACAUACCAAUCAACUACCGGAAACUUUAGAAAACGGCUUGUGUGAUACCUCUUUUUUCUUCAACAGCUAUGCGUCGUUGGUUCCCUCCAAAUCUGAUAAAAGCAGCUAACUUUCCUCCAUGUUUAAAUGAUGGGCUUUUGACUACAAGAUUUUGACCGAGUUUUAUGUCUAGCUGACUGUUUUCUUUCCUUGUUGGUGUGCGUCUGUAUGUGUGUUUUCUCUCCCUAUCUAAACUUGUAAUGAGAUGUGAUGUUUUUCUAGAAAGGGUAUAACGGAUAGUUAGAUUGAACUGAUGGGAAUGAAUUACAGUCCUUCACAUUAAUCUCAAGGUUAUACUUGUAUGAGUUUGUAUCACUUGUAUUUCCCUGUAAAUAAGAUCUGUUUUUGAGAAGCCAA